Molecule: messenger RNA, 6004 nt
Organism: Orcinus orca (killer whale)
Lineage: Eukaryota; Metazoa; Chordata; Mammalia; Artiodactyla; Delphinidae
Gene: SETDB1
Product: SET domain bifurcated histone lysine methyltransferase 1
Exons: 21
Coding region: 2178-5600 (1140 amino acids)
Biological process (GO): heterochromatin organization; negative regulation of gene expression
Cellular component (GO): nucleus
Molecular function (GO): DNA binding; histone H3K9 methyltransferase activity; zinc ion binding
Source: RefSeq, a predicted model, not a curated record
GUCUUUGGUGAAGGACUUUUACUCCAAACUGGGACUACAGUACCGGGACAGUAGUUCUGAAGAUGAAGCUUCCCGGCCUACAGAAAUAAUUGAGAUUCCUGAUGAAGACGAUGAUGUCCUCAGUAUUGAUUCAGGUCUUAGUUGUGGCUUGUGGGAUCUUCAUUGCAGCAUACGGGAUCUUUUGGCGCAGCAUGCGGGCUUCUCUCUAGUUGUGGUGCGCGGGCUACAGAGCGCACGGGCUCAGUAGUUGCAGUGUGCAGGUUUAGUUGCUCCACAGCAUGUGGGAUCUUAGUUCCCCGACCAGGAUCAAACCAGCGUCCCCUGCGUUGGAAGGUGGAUUCUUAACCAUUGGACCACCAAGGAAGUCCCCCCAUUUUUAAAUAUACGUUAUAAAUAUCUAAAAUUUCACUGUAUGAUACAGUAGCCACUAUCCACACGUGGCUAUUUAAAUUAUGUGAAAUGUGGGAAUUCCCUAGCAGUCCAGUGGUUAGAACUCCACACUUUCACUGCCAAGGGCCCAGGUUCAAUCCCUGGUCAGGGAACUAAGAUCCCGCAAGCCAUGUGGUGUGACCAAAAAUAAAAAAAUAUGUGAAAUGUGAAGCCUAGUAUUUUCCAGAAUGUAUAAAGAACUCUUACAACUCAAGAAUAAAAAGACAAAUGACCCAAUUAAAAAUGGGCAAAAGAUUUGAAUAGAUAUUUUUUCAGAGAAGAUGUGAAAAUGACCAAUAAGUAUAUGAAAAGAUGUUCAACAUCAUUAGUUGUUAAGGAAAUGCAAGUUCAAACUACUUUAUACUUACUAGGAUAGCUGUAGUUAAAAAGAUAGACAGUAAUAAGUGUUGACAAGGAUGUGGAGAAAUUGGAAUCCUCUAAAUUGCUGGUGGGAAUGUAAAAUGGUACAGCCAGUUUGGACAAAUCUUUCAGUUCCUCAAAAGGUUAAACCUUAUGGCCUAGCAAUUCCACUCCUAGCCAUAUACCCAAGAGAAAUGAGAACAUAUGCCCACAUAAAAACUGAUAUUCAAAUGUGCCUGUCAACAUUAUUCAUAACAGCCAAAAAGCGGAAACAACCCAAAUGUCCAUCAACUGAUGAAUGGAUAAAUAAAAUAUGGCAUAGCCAUACAAUGGAAUAUUAUUCAAUCAUAUAAAGGAAUGAAGUGCUGAUAAAUGUUGCAACAUAGAUGAAUCUGAUAUGAUGCACCACAUAUAAUAUGACUCCGUUUAUAUGAAAUAUCCAGAAUAGGCAAAUCCAUAGAGACACAAAGUAGAUUAAUGUUUGCUGGGGGUUGUGGGAAGGGUGGAAUGGGGAGUGAGUGCUAAUGGGUAUUUUCAUCACUCCAAAAAGAAACCCCAUACUCAUUAGUGGGGUUUCUUUUCAGGGUGAUGAAAAUGUUCUAGAAUUAGAUAGUGGUGGUGGUUGUACAACCUUGUGAAUACACUAAAAACCACUGAAUUAAACAUUUUAAAUGGGUAAAUUUCUUGGUAUGUGAAUUAUACCUGAUUUUAAAAGAAUUUUUAGUAAAAUUUAAAGUUCAUUUCAUGUGCUUAGUAGCCAAAUUUUAACAUAUUAGACAGUGUAGAUACAGAACAUGUUUAUCAUAGCAGGAAGUUCUGUUGGACAGCACUACUCAAGAAGAAACAUUUUUGCUUAAUUCACUGACUAUAUUUCACUUUUCAAAUCAUUCAAAUAACCCAUAAAUUAUUGUUAUAAGAAUUCAAAUAUUUGGGCUUCCCUGGUGGCGCCAUGGUUAAGAAUCCGCCUGCCAAUGCAGGGGACACGGGUUCGAGCCCUGGUCUGGGAAGAUCCCACAUGCCAUGGAGCAACUAAGCCCACGUGCCACAACUGCUGAGCCUGUGCUCUAGAGCCCGCGAGCCACAACUGCUGAGUCCGUGUGCCACAACUACUGAAGCCCAAGCGCCUAGAGCCUGUGCUCCUCAACAAGAGAAGCCACCACAAUGAGAAGCCCAUGCACCGCAACGAAGAGUAGACCCCGCUCGCCGCAACUAGAGAAAGGCCACGCACAGCAACAAAGACCCAAUGCAGCCAAAAAAUAAAAAUAAACAAAUUUAAAAAGAGAGAAUUCAAAUAUUUGAAAAUCCCACAGAAUAUCACCUGUCCCAGUACUUUAUCCCCAGGUGAUGCUGGGAGCAGAACUCCAAAAGACCAGAAGCUCCGUGAAGCUAUGGCUGCCUUAAGAAAGUCAGCUCAAGAUGUCCAGAAGUUCAUGGAUGCUGUCAACAAGAAGAGCAGUUCCCAGGAUCUACACAAAGGAACCUUGAGUCAAAUGUCUGGAGAAUUGAGUAAAGAUGGUGACCUGGUGGUUAGCAUGCGCAUUCUGGGCAAGAAGAGAACUAAGACGUGGCACAAAGGCACCCUUAUUGCCAUCCAGACGGUUGGGCCAGGGAAGAAGUACAAGGUGAAAUUUGACAACAAAGGAAAGAGUCUUCUGUCAGGGAACCAUAUUGCCUAUGAUUACCACCCUCCUGCUGACAAGCUGUAUGUGGGCAGUCGAGUAGUGGCCAAAUACAAAGAUGGGAAUCAGGUCUGGCUCUACGCUGGCAUUGUAGCUGAGACACCAAACGUCAAAAACAAGCUCAGGUUUCUCAUUUUCUUUGAUGAUGGCUACGCUUCCUAUGUUACACAGUCUGAACUAUAUCCCAUUUGCCGGCCACUGAAAAAGACUUGGGAGGACAUAGAAGACAUCUCCUGCCGAGACUUCAUAGAGGAGUAUAUCACUGCUUACCCCAACCGCCCCAUGGUUUUGCUCAAGAGUGGACAGCUUAUCAAGACUGAGUGGGAAGGCACGUGGUGGAAGUCCCGAGUUGAGGAGGUGGACGGCAGCCUAGUCAGGAUCCUCUUCCUGGAUGACAAAAGAUGUGAAUGGAUCUAUCGAGGCUCUACACGGCUGGAGCCCAUGUUCAGCAUGAAGACAUCCUCAGCCUCUACGCUAGAGAAGAAGCAAGGCGGACAGCUCAGGACACGUCCAAAUAUGGGUGCUGUGAGGAGCAAAGGUCCCGUGGUCCAGUACACUCAGGAUCUGACCAGUACUGGAACCCAGUUCAAGCCAGUGGAGCCCCCUCAGCCUACAGCUCCACCUGCCCCACCUGCCCCACCUGGUCCACCUCUGUCCCCCCAGGCAGGUGACAGUGAAAGCUUGGAAAGCCAGCUUGCCCAAUCUCGGAAGCAGGUAGCCAAAAAAAGCACAUCCUUCCGGCCAGGAUCUGUGGGCUCUGGUCAUUCCUCCCCUACAUCACCUGCACUCAGUGAAAAUGCUCCUGGUGGGAAACCUGGGAUCAGUCAGACACAUAGAUCACCUUUAGGAUCCACAACCUCUGCUCCAGCACCCCCAGCACCCCCAGCUCCCCCAGCACCCCCAGCCUUCCAUGGCAUGCUGGAGCGGGCCCCGGCAGAGCCCUCCUACCGCGCCCCUAUGGAGAAGCUUUUCUACUUACCUCAUGUCUGCAGCUAUACUUGUCUGUCUCGAGUCAGACCUAUGAGAAAUGAGCAGUAUCGGGGCAAGAACCCUCUCCUAGUCCCACUACUGUAUGACUUCCGGCGGAUGACAGCCCGGCGCCGAGUUAACCGCAAGAUGGGCUUUCAUGUUAUCUAUAAGACACCCUGUGGCCUCUGCCUUCGGACAAUGCAAGAGAUUGAGCGCUACCUUUUUGAGACAGGCUGUGACUUCCUCUUCCUGGAGAUGUUCUGUUUGGAUCCAUAUGUUCUUGUGGACCGAAAGUUUCAGCCCUAUAAGCCUUUUUACUAUAUUUUGGACAUCACCUAUGGGAAGGAAGAUGUUCCUCUGUCCUGUGUCAAUGAGAUUGACACAACUCCCCCACCUCAGGUGGCCUACAGCAAGGAACGAAUCCCGGGCAAGGGUGUUUUCAUUAACACAGGCGCUGAAUUUCUGGUUGGCUGUGACUGCAAAGAUGGGUGCCGGGACAAGUCCAAGUGUACCUGCCAUCAGCUAACUGUCCAGGCUACAGCCUGCACCCCAGGCGGCCAAAUCAACUCUAACUCUGGCUACCAGUACAAGAGACUAGAAGAGUGUCUUCCCACAGGAGUUUAUGAGUGUAACAAACGCUGCAAUUGUGACCCAAACAUGUGCACAAACCGGUUGGUGCAGCAUGGACUGCAGGUUCGACUGCAGCUCUUCAAGACCCAGAACAAGGGCUGGGGUAUCCGCUGCUUGGAUGACAUUGCCAAAGGCUCCUUUGUCUGUAUCUAUGCAGGCAAAAUCCUGACAGAUGACUUUGCCGACAAGGAGGGCCUGGAAAUGGGUGAUGAAUAUUUUGCCAAUCUGGACCAUAUCGAGAGCGUGGAGAACUUCAAGGAAGGUUAUGAGAGUGAUGUCCCCUGUUCCUCUGACAGCAGUGGUGUAGACUUGAAGGACCAGGAAGAUGGCAACAGCGGUACAGAGGACCCCGAAGAGUCCAAUGACGAUAGCUCAGAUGAUAACUUCUGUAAGGAUGAGGACUUCAGCACCAGCUCGGUGUGGCGCAGCUAUGCUACCCGGCGGCAGACCCGGGGCCAGAAGGAGAAUGGAUUGUCUGAGAUGCCUUCCAAGGACUCUCGCCCCCCAGACCUUGGGCCCCCACGUGUUCCUGUCCCUCCAUCGAUCCCUGUAGGUGGCUGCAAUCCACCUUCCUCUGAAGAGACACCCAAGAACAAAGUGGCCUCGUGGUUGAGCUGCAAUAGUGUCAGUGAAGGUGGCUUUGCUGACUCUGAUAGCCGUUCAUCCUUCAAAACUAGUGAAGGUGGGGAAGGUCACGCUGGGGGAGGCAGAGGGGAGGCUGAGAAGGCUUCCACCUCAGGGCUGGGCUUCAAGGAUGAGGGUGACAUCAAGCAGCCCAAGAAAGAGGACCCUGAUGACCGGAACAAGAUGUCAGUAGUUACUGAAAGCUCUCGAAAUUAUGGUUACAAUCCUUCUCCCGUGAAGACUGAAGGACUUCGCCGCCCACCAAGUAAGACUAGCAUGCAUCAGAGCCGACGACUCAUGGCCUCUGCUCAGUCAAACCCUGACGACAUCCUGACACUGUCCAGCAGCACAGAAAGUGAGGGGGAAAGCGGGACCAGCCGAAAGCCCACUGCUGGUCAGACUUCAGCCACAGCCGUUGACAGUGAUGAUAUCCAGACCAUCUCCUCUGGCUCUGAAGGGGAUGACUUUGAGGACAAGAAGAACAUGUCUGGUCCAAUGAAGCGCCAAGUGGCAGUAAAAUCAACCCGGGGUUUUGCUCUUAAAUCAACCCAUGGGAUUGCCAUUAAAUCAACCAACAUGGCAUCCGUGGAAAAGGGAGAGAGUGCACCUGUUCGAAAGAACACACGCCAAUUCUACGAUGGGGAGGAGUCUUGCUACAUCAUCGAUGCCAAGCUUGAAGGCAACCUGGGCCGCUACCUCAAUCACAGCUGCAGCCCCAACCUGUUUGUCCAGAAUGUCUUCGUGGAUACUCAUGAUCUUCGCUUCCCGUGGGUGGCCUUCUUUGCCAGCAAGAGAAUCCGGGCUGGGACAGAACUCACCUGGGACUACAACUACGAGGUGGGCAGCGUGGAGGGCAAGGAGCUGCUUUGCUGCUGUGGGGCCAUCGAAUGCAGAGGGCGUCUUCUUUAGAGGACAGCCUUCUUCCUAACCUUCCGAACCCUUCCUGAACUGCCCUUUCCUCAGGAACUGGGUCUUCCUGACUGUUGAAUUCUGACCCCCAGGUCUCUAGUCUGGCUACUCCCCCAGCUCCUAGUAGAUAGAAAUGGGGGUUCUGGAUCAGGAGAUCCCUUCCACUGUGGUGCUAGCAGGCAGGGCCCCUCCCCCACCUCCUGAGGCAUAGAGGUGGGAGAGGUCACCACUCUAACCUAGGCCUGACAUCCCUUCAGUCCUCCUGUUGCUCACCCCUCCCAUCCUACAUUUGUUCAGGUGUUCAUGCUUCUAACAGACUUUAUUCCUAGAAUGAGGGCUGUGUAUUUUAUUAUCCCUGGUUUGUAUUGUUUCUUGAAAGUCUUUUAACAAGAUGUUAAAACUAA